Molecule: messenger RNA, 2475 nt
Organism: Misgurnus anguillicaudatus (oriental weatherfish)
Lineage: Eukaryota; Metazoa; Chordata; Actinopteri; Cypriniformes; Cobitidae
Source: RefSeq, a predicted model, not a curated record
AUGUGCAUCGAUUUAAGGGAGCCUAAUAAGGCUGUAGUUGUAGAUAGCCACCCUUUGCCUCAUAUAGAGGAACUGUUGGCAGAACUGCGUGGGGCGACGGUGUUUUCAACCAUAGACCUGGCCUCAGCAUACCAUCAGGUUCCAUUGCAUCCUGAAAGUCGUGAUUUAACGGCAUUUAUUACCCAUGACGGGUUGUUCCGUUAUAAACGUGUUCCGUAUGGAUUGGCUUCGGCCGCGCCUGCUUUCCAGAAGAUGAUGAUGACUAUAUUGCACGGAUUGUCAGGUGUUCAAGCCUACCUGGAUGACCUAAUUGUUUAUGGCAACACAGAGGACAUCCAUGACACUCGCUUAAAAGCGGUACUUCACGGUCUGAAACUAAACAUGCAGAAAUGUAAGUUUAAGAUGCAAAGCUUGAAAUUUUUGGGGCACACGAUUUCUAAAGAUGGAUUACAUCCUGACCCCGAUAAUGUAGCCGCUGUCAUGCAUGCGCCUGCUCCCCAUGACAUGGCCUCACUGCGCUCAUUCCUGGGCCUCACCUCUUGGUAUAGUAAAUUUCUUCCUGAUUAUGCAACAGAGGUUGAACCCCUGCGGGAAGUUUUAAGAACCUCCACAGACACAAACUUCCUCUGGACUGAUAAGGCCGCUCAAAGUUUUGCCACACUGAAGACACUAUUAUCUAAGAGCCCCAUUCUAGCUUUGUUUGAUCCCCGUUUGCCAACUUACGUGAGUACUGAUGCCUCUGAUUAUGGUGUGGGAGGAGUUCUUUCUCAGCUACACGCUGAUGGUACUGAGCGCAUAGUGGCAUUUGCCUCCCGGACUCUUUCGUCAGCUGAAAGGAAGUACUCGACUGUGGAGAGGGAAGCAUUGGCGUGCGUGUGGUGCGUUGAAAAAUGGAGGACGUAUCUAUGGGGUAGACAUUUUGUUUUGCGCACUGACCACCAAGCCCUUACAACACUUCUGACAUCAAAAGGCACAGGAAGAGCUGGCUUGCGAAUUGCUAGGUGGUCAGCCCGUCUGUUAUGCUAUUCCUAUGAUGUGGCAUUCCGCCCUGGGAGAUACAACACCACAGCAGACUGCCUCUCUCGACUCCCCUUACCUGUGACGAGUGACCUAACGGACGAACCAGAAAUGGUUGCCACUGUUUCUCACUUACCUGCUUUGUCAGCCUCUGAGUUCGCUUCUGCAUCAGAGAGCUGCCUUCAGUUAACUCAACUCCGUGAACAAAUUCAGAACGGCUGGCCUAAAAACAAGAAGUCAGUGAAACAGGAAUUAGAGCCUUACUUUCACAUUAGGCAUGAGCUUUCAGUGGAGGGUCCGCUAAUUAUGCGGGGUGAUCAUUGCCUAGUGGUGCCAUUGUCUCUGCGCACAAGACUGGUGAAUUUAGCUCAUGAAGGACACCAAGGCAUUGUACGGACUAAACAAAGACUUCGCGAGCUCUACUGGUGGCCGCAAAUGGGCAAAAACGUAGAAACCUUGAUUGCCUCAUGUGUGACAUGUCAGCUAAACGACAAAACGGCCAAGCCUGCACCUGCACCUAUCAUACCUGUGGAACUACCUAAUGGUCCAUGGCAAAAGGUAGCAAUCGAUAUUGUGGGACCAUUUGAGUCUGCUACUUGGGAUUGCCGCUACGCCAUAACACUAGUAGACUACUACAGUAAGUGGCCAGAAGUAGCUUUUGCAUCACAUGUGACAACGGAUGUCAUAACCACUUUCCUGGACACCAUCUUCAGUAGAGAAGGCAAUCCAUACUGCUUAGUACCUGAUAAUGGUGCACAACUUACUUCUACGGCUUUUGCUGAUUUCUUGGAGGAACGUAACAUUCAGCAUGUGUACUCCAGUGUAUAUUAUCCACAAGCUAACGGGGCAGUGGAGCGAUUUAAUAAAGUGUUGAAACAGUGUAUCCAAUCUGCAAUUCAAGAAAAGCAGCCCUGGAAGGCAGCUGUGACACAAUUCUUGCAUAAUUUUCGUGCUACGCCACAUGCUACCACAGGGGCUACACCAUUCGAGCUUUUGCGUGGCCGCAAGAUGCGUACAAAACUGGAUGUACUGCCUGUCAGCAUGAGAGCUAAGACACGUUCGGAGAUUAGUGAUACAGUGGCUCGUAAGCAGCAGAAAUGUAAAGACUAUACAGACAAAAAGAGAGGUGCUAGGGUACCCACAUUCAAGGAAAAGGACUGGGUGCGUAUUAAGAAACCUGAGCAUGUUCGCAAAGGUUCAUCAAAGUACACUGCUCCCUGUUUGGUGAAAAAGAGAGUGGGUCCAAAUACCGUCCUGCUGGAAGAUGGGAAGAAAUGGAAUGCGUCUCGUCUCACUGGAGUUCCAAAUGAGGUGUUGUUAAGUCUGGGAGAAACACCAGAAGGAAAAAUUAGUGUACAGCAUCAUGCUCAUGUAAAUGAACAGCAAACGAGUCCAAGGAGGAGUGUGAGAGUUCCUAAACAGCCAGUUUGGCUGAAGGACUUUGUGUUAGAGAAAUAG